GGGCGACAUCUCAACCCCACAAACGUCUCUUCCACCACAUAGCCUAACUCGAUGCUCUGGCGUCCCCGGUGAGGCCGAUCUAGAUCACGGUGCUUUGCCUACAUCUGCCGAGGUGUCGCAGCCGGGCCCUAGCCUAUAGCGUACCUCUAUGACGUCGCUAUGGAUCAAUCUCGGACGAGUCCGUCAUUGUUCAGCAACAUACUCGUGGAAACGCUUAGAAAUGCAAAACUGAUGAAGCACUAACGAAUCACUUAUAGACCUGCAUUGACCGCGCACCAAAGUCGCAUCACAUUUCCAACACACGACUUCCAAACAUCAAUCUCAUUGCACUAAACACUUGUCUUUUUCGUUAGAUACCCAUUCACAUUUCAGCAACAUGGCACCAAGAAGAUAUGAAGCCGAGAAGAAGGACCCUGCCCCAUUGGGCAAGCCCCUCGACUUUGCUUUCUCCAAGAAGACCGCUCAGAACCGAUUCCUCAAGGGCGCCAUGACCGAGCGUCUAUCAUCAUGGGACCCUCAGAACCUCGAGGCUCGUGGCGUUCCUUCCAAGAACCUCGUCAACGUCUACCGACGAUGGGGCGAGGGCGAGUUUGGCGUUAUCCUGACCGGCAACAUCAUGAUCGAAUACGACCACCUGGAGGCUGCUGGCAACCCCAUCAUUCCCCGCGGCUCAAAGUACGAGGGCGAGCGGUUUGAGAUGUUCAAGGAGCUUGCGACACAGUCGAAGAAGCAUGGCUCUUUGAUCGUCGGACAAGUCAGCCACCCAGGUCGCCAGGUAACUGAGACCAUCCAGAAGAACCCAAUCUCCGCAUCCGACGUACAACUAGAGGGCAACGUCAUGGGCAUGACCUUCGCCAAGCCACGCGCUGCUACGGACGAGGACAUCAAGAACGUCAUCGAGGGCUUUGCACACGCAGCUGAGUACCUUGAGAAGGCCGGCUACGACGGCAUCCAGCUUCAUGGCGCCCACGGCUACCUGCUCGCACAAUUCCUUGCCCCCAGCACCAACAAGCGUACCGACAAGUACGGUGGAUCUCUCGAGAACCGCGCGCGCAUCGUCACCGAGAUUGGUCAGGAAGUACGCAAGCGCACCUCUUCCAACUUCGUUCUUGGCAUCAAGCUCAACUCCGUUGAGUUCCAAGACAAGGGUUUCGGUACCGAGGAGGCCGCAACUCUCUGCAAAUUGCUUGAGGACAACAGCUUCGACUUUGUUGAGCUUUCCGGUGGCACCUACGAGCAGCUUGCAUUCGGCCACAAGCGCGAGUCUACCAAGAAGCGUGAAGCUUUCUUCCUCGAGUUCGCCGAGAAGAUCACACCCUCGCUCUCCAAGACCAAGACCUACGUUACUGGUGGAUUGAAGAGCGCCGCUGCCAUGGUCGACGCCCUCAACACCGUUGACGGUGUCGGUCUCGCCCGUCCGGUCUGCCAGGAGCCAGAGCUCCCUCGCCAGAUCAUCAACGGCGAGGUUCACGCGGCGAUCGACCAAUUGACCGACGACAACGACUUCGGCAUCACCAACGUUGCAGCAGGAACACAGAUUAGGCAGCUGGGUAAGGACCAACAGCCUAUCGAUCUGAGCGACGAGAAGAACUUCGAGGCCUUCCAGAAGGACAUGGGUACCUGGGCUCAAGGCUUCUCCGACGAUAAGACCGGAAGCAAGUACGGUUACGUUGACAUCGAGAGCGCCAAGGCUAUUCCAUACGGUACUGCUGCUCCCGCUUCGUAGAUAUUUCGCAUCGAUGAGGCGUGUAUAUAAGUGG
This is a messenger RNA of Alternaria rosae, 1760 nucleotides long. RefSeq lists its product as uncharacterized. The transcript has a single exon. The coding region runs from base 377 to 1726 and encodes 449 amino acids. Gene Ontology annotation, molecular function: oxidoreductase activity; FMN binding. Lineage: Eukaryota; Fungi; Ascomycota; Dothideomycetes; Pleosporales; Pleosporaceae. The record is from RefSeq and is a predicted model, not a curated record.